Messenger RNA from Lobosporangium transversale, 1633 nucleotides. Its product is annotated as peroxisomal membrane anchor protein conserved region-domain-containing protein. Gene Ontology annotation, molecular function: signaling receptor binding. NCBI's taxonomy places the organism in Eukaryota, Fungi, Mortierellomycota, Mortierellomycetes, Mortierellales, Mortierellaceae. Gene Ontology annotation, cellular component: peroxisomal importomer complex; peroxisomal membrane. Bases 95 to 1558 code for a protein of 487 amino acids. The transcript has 3 exons. The record is from RefSeq and is a predicted model, not a curated record. Gene Ontology annotation, biological process: protein import into peroxisome matrix, docking.
CGUUUCUGUCUCAUUUUCUUCUUUACUCUUCCCAUCGUUAACACUUGGUCUGUCCAUUAACAACUGCGGCUAAAUCCCAUACCAACAGGAUCCGAUGAGCGACAACAACAGCAGCAACGAAAAUAGCAACAGCACUGCAGAGCAGACAGUUGACCCAGUCCACCAGCUCUUGCAAAGCAAUGGUGGUAACAGUGUUCCAGGACAGGCUUUGACAGCCGAACAAAGAAAUGAACGUCGUGAAGCGCUUUUGAAGCGUCAACGGGAGUCGAGGGAAAAAGCUCAGCAGAUUUCUCAGGCUGCGAGAGCUAAUGCUGCCACUGGAAAUGGAAAUGCAUCCAUUUCAACCAGUGGUGCAGCCUCAGUGGCUACAGCAUCUACACCUGCCAAUGCACCAGCACCGGCACCAGUACCAGCAGCCAUCCCGCCAGCCAUUUCAGCGCCUGUCCCUGAAGCGCCUGUACGGGAAAACAUGAUCCAACAGGCUGUUGCUUUCCUAUCUUCUCCGAAUGUUCAGUCAGCGGAAGAAUCCAAGAAGAUUCAAUUUUUGGAGAAAAAGGGUUUGACGGCCAAAGAGAUCGAGCUUGCUAAAGCCCGAGUUGCCGCUGGAAAGACCACUGCUACUACCACGGCCAACGUCGCUCCUCAUUCACAGCAACAGCAACAGUCCUCGUAUCAGCCGUCAUCUGCACCCGCAUCACCACCAAGCAGCCUAACCCCGCCUCCAGUCCCACCUCGUACCUAUACCACAGCACCAAUGCAUCCUCAACCCGUUCUCAUCCCAUCCCAACAAGUUGCGCCUGUUGAUCCAAAUGCCUUCAAGAGAAAGCUAGUCAUUGCGAUGAUUCUCUCUGGAGGUAUUACUGUUUUGGCGACUGUCCUUAUUCAGAAAUUGUUGUAUCCCAUGGUUCGUGGUAUCACGAAUGCACGCCAAAAGCUUGCGAUCUCACAGACAGAAUUACUCAGCAAACUUAAGGAGAAAUUGCAGGGAUACAAGGGUUACUUACUAGGACUUCAACUGGGAAGCAAUCGCUUUACGCCUAAUGUUAAGAAGAUCAAAGACACCAAGACCACUGUGGAAGACGAGGAGCACGAGGUUGAAUCAAAGGAUGGUGAUAAGAGGGUUACUACCACUAGCGUUACUACUACAACAACAUUAAAAGCAGCAGCAAUACCAUCGACCGUUAAACAGCUUGAUACGUUCUCACAGAAAUUGGAGGCGCACGCUAAUAGCCUAAACUUUGAGCAAUUGAAGGCAACGCGGGCCGUGACUCAAGACUUGGCAGAGUAUAUCACCAAGGAGACAUAUGCACUGACAAGCUCCAUUGCUUACCCCACCUCACGGUACUACGGCUAUAACACCGCAGGCGCAGCAGCCUCUGGAAAGGGCGGUUUAUCAGACCCUACAUCACCCGAGUCUGCACUGAAGAGUGAGAUCCGUUCCUUGAAGGGCUUGCUUCUAAACUGGAGAAAUUUUCCUACAGCAAAAGAAACAGGAACUGGCGUGGUACAGGGAGCAAAUGGAGUUAAUACAUUGCCCAACCUCGUCCAACAGCAAUAAACUGGGGGAUGCACCGUUAGAUAAAAAAAAAAAUGUAUAGACUAGGUAUUAUUUACUAUAAGUAAAAAGAGCAUG